AUCAGUCCUGGGUGUAGCUCAGUUGGUCGUGCGUAUCAGAGCAGCAGAGGGCAGGCUCGUUCAGAGGGCGUCAGCUGGACCAUGGAGAACCGACCCACAUAUGAAGAUUAUCAGAAAACUGCAGAAUGGCUUCUGUGUCAUACUGAAUACCGACCUAAAGUGGCAGUGAUCUGUGGUUCUGGAUUAGGGGGUCUGGCUGAUAAAUUAACUCAGCCCCAGUUCUUUGACUACAGCGAGAUACCCAAUUUUCCCCUAAGUACAGUGCCAGGUCAUGCUGGUCGGCUGGUAUUUGGGAUCCUGAGUGGCAAAGUCUGUGUGAUGAUGCAGGGCAGGUUCCAUGCAUAUGAAGGGUACCCACUCUGGAAGGUGACAUUCCCAAUAAGGGUUUUCCAGCUUAUAGGUGUGGACACCCUGGUGGUUACCAAUGCCGCUGGAGGGCUCAACCCCAAGUUUGAAGUUGGAGAUAUCAUGCUGAUCCGUGAUCACAUCAACCUACCUGGCUUCUGUGGUCAGAACCCACUCAUAGGGCCAAAUGAUGAAAGGUUUGGGGUUCGUUUCCCUGCCAUGUCUGAUGCCUAUGACCGGACCAUGCAGGAGAAGGCUCUCAUUACCUGGAAACAAAUGGGAGAGAAGCGAGCACUGCAGGAAGGCACUUAUGUGAUGUUGACGGGCCCCAACUUUGAAACUGUGGCAGAGUGUCGUCUGCUGCAAAAGCUGGGGGCAGACGCUGUUGGCAUGAGCACAGUACCGGAAGUGAUAGUUGCACGGCACUGUGGACUUCGAGUCUUCGGCUUUUCACUCAUCACUAACAAGGUUGUCAUGGAUUAUGAAAGUCUGGAGACGGCCAAUCAUGAGGAAGUAUUAGAGGCUGGGAAACAGGCCGCACAGAAAUUGGAAAAGUUUGUCACCACACUUGUUGGCAGUAUUCCACUCCAUGGCAGUACCCGUUGACCGGCCCUGAGUCUUUGAGAGCCAAGUAGCUGCUACCUGCUUUGUCCCCCUACUGGGGUCACAAGCCUCUGCCCUCAAGUAGUAGCAGAAAGGAGCUAAUGAUUCCUAUCCUUCAACUUCUGUACUUUCUCCCACCAGACCCUUCUGGUGCCAGGUCUUUUGCUCAGUUGUCUUCUCAAAGCAGUUUCCACCCCUUUUCUUCCCCCAUAGCUGGAGCUCAUGCCCUACCACACUUCUGUGGAUAUGCCCAGGAUUUGAGCUGGGCCUUCAGACUCUGCCCACUUGGCUGCUACUGAUGUUUUUCCAUAAUACUUUCACAUUCCUGGAAGCUCUGUUCUGCCUCACCUAAAGUGCUAGAUACCAACCAAGGACCAGCACCAUGCCUUUUAUACUUCAUUAAACACCAUAAUGUUUUGAGAAUAAAUGGAAAUAUUAAAGAAUUU
Otolemur garnettii (small-eared galago) is the source of this 1394-nucleotide messenger RNA. It is a transcript of the gene PNP, whose product is annotated as purine nucleoside phosphorylase. Gene Ontology annotation, biological process: nucleoside metabolic process. Gene Ontology annotation, cellular component: cytoplasm. The transcript has 6 exons. Gene Ontology annotation, molecular function: purine-nucleoside phosphorylase activity. The record is from RefSeq and is a predicted model, not a curated record. The coding region runs from base 82 to 951 and encodes 289 amino acids. NCBI's taxonomy places the organism in Eukaryota, Metazoa, Chordata, Mammalia, Primates, Galagidae.